Molecule: messenger RNA, 3046 nt
Organism: Melanotaenia boesemani (Boeseman's rainbowfish)
Lineage: Eukaryota; Metazoa; Chordata; Actinopteri; Atheriniformes; Melanotaeniidae
Product: zinc finger and BTB domain-containing protein 5-like
Exons: 1
Coding region: 781-2811 (676 amino acids)
Biological process (GO): regulation of transcription by RNA polymerase II
Cellular component (GO): nucleus
Molecular function (GO): DNA-binding transcription factor activity, RNA polymerase II-specific; protein binding; RNA polymerase II cis-regulatory region sequence-specific DNA binding
Source: RefSeq, a predicted model, not a curated record
UGGCCAUUUUGUGUAAUAUUUUUUCUAUUAACUUUUUUUUAAAGUUGAUUUACAUUCAGUUUUAUUCAUAUAUUUGUCGCAGUUGUCUCAGAUUUGCUUAAUUUCUUUGUCCUGACUAAUAUGUACUUAAGAGACUGGCAUAUUUGAAAUUUAAGAUCAGGUUUAUUUUAUUUUCAAUCCCCUUUUCUGCGCCUGGGUUGCCCUUUCAGUGAUUUGUUUUUGUGUGAAUCUCAGGAACAUUACAAAGCGCCGUCCUCUAAAAUCGUGGUUGCAAUCCAUCAAGAUUACCAUGUGGGGGCAGUGUUGUAUAACCGACUCUUCGUAAGUGACAGACUUCGACACAAUGGACGCUAAAGCAGGCGGCUUUUUGAGCUCUCGGGCAGUGAUUUUAUUACCAUAAAGAUAUUUGAAAAUUGAUAUGAAAUGUACGUUUCAGCUGCAUGACAAAAGCAGCUGUGCGGGCCCAGUUUGACUGUUUGAAGAGAAAGAGAAAGCCCAUGUCUGUUCCGCAUCCCUUCGUGUUAUUGUUGGUCCCGUCCCGCCCAUACUCCAGAGCAUCUCCAGGAAAGCAGACAACAGCAAACGGUCAGUGCUCCACUAAAACAUUUCACUUGAUGUAGGCGGCAGUGAAAUGUGUCACACCGGGCAAUCCACAGCCGAUAAGAUGUGGAGCGUUUUAAGAAGCUGCACCUGUUUCUCAUAACGUUAAAUAUUGUGCUCCACUGGCGCAACGGAUGCGCCAAUAUAACCAUACUUGUAGUGAAUAAGAAACCGGCUGUGAUGGACUUCCCAGGUCACUUCCAGCAUAUUUUCAAACAGCUCAACCACCAGCGCCUCCAUGCUCAGCUGUGUGACUGUGUGGUUGCGGUUGGAGGCCAGACCUUUCAGGCUCAUCGCUCCAUCCUGGCAGCCUGCAGCUCCCACUUUAGGGCUCUUCUCAGCUCCAGUGACACCACUGAUAACGGAUCUGGAGCUAAUCGUGCUGGUGGAGAAGGAGGCCCCAGUUUGAUGGAGCUAGAUCCAGAGGUUGUGACUCCAGAAGCUUUCUCCACCUUGCUGGACAUGAUCUACACCUCCACCCUCUCAUUAGGGGCUUCAAAUGUGAUGGAUGUGUUGUUGGCAGCAUCACACCUGCACCUUAACACUGUAGUCAAAGCCUGCAAGCUCCACCUAUCCAGGAAAAACUUUCCUGCCUCAGCACCGAAAGGGUGGAGGUCGGUACAGCAGCAGCGACAAAGUCUGUGUUCCCAGGCAGCAGCUGGUUCACAGCAACAGGUCACAUCAGCCAUGGAGCAGGACCUUGAUAAAGAGGAAGUGGGAGUGGAGGUGAGUCAGUCUGGUGGAGAUGAAGAUAGUGGCAUGAGAAUAGGUGAGCCGAGUGCAUCACCAUUUUUAAGACAAAAGAGGAAGUCACAUGAGGAGAACCACUGUGACAGGAAGAGAAUCAGCAGGUUGCCAGGAGGAAUCUAUAAGGAGUGUUCACCUACUGUGACUAGGAGCACUGAGGAAGCAGGAGAAGAUCUGUCAUCCCCAGACUAUCUAAAAACAAUAAGCAGGCUUUGGGAAAACCAAGGAGAUGAGGAGGAAGUUAAGUACAAAGCCACCAAAGGAGAGUCUGAAGAAAUUCAGCUGCCAACCCAAUCAGACAGCAAGGAAAGAGGAGUAGGUGAAUGGAAGAAGGGUGAAGAGACAGAUGUGGUUAAAGUAAAGGUGGGAGAAGAGGAAGGAGAAGAGCAAAAUUUGGCAGUGAUUGAGGUAAAAAAGGAAAACCUAAGCGCUUACUCCCCUAAUUUAGACACACUGCCUAACAAUUCUCUUCCAUCUCCACUGCAACACUGCACAGACAAUUUGGAUGCACCACUAAAUGAUGAGAAAAUGGCCAGUCAUGAUGCAGUGGGUGACGGAGGUUCAUUACAAUCCCUGCUGUGCACAGAUCUUCACACAGAUACACAGAGAGAAGCUGGAGAUAUUGGUGAGGACACAGUAGAUGGUGAAGGACUGGACAGCCUUUCAGAGCUGGCUUUUUCCUGUUUCCUCAAUCCCAGUAGUGACAGUGUCAUGAGUGCUUUGGACGAAGAAGACAGUCUAGCCAAUCUCACAGCUGCUGCUACUGCUGCAGCAGCCGCUGCUUCUGCCAGUGACGCUCCUACAGCUCCUGAAGUUGCAGAUAUACAGAGUGAAAUGUCAGAGGAAGCAAUCGCCUCUUCUGCCCAGUCAUCUGAUUCGUCAUCUUCUCUUGUGUUUCCUGUAACUUCUAUGCCACUACAGCAGCUUGUGCCAACUCAGAGCUCUGGUUUUAGUGACACCAUCAUCCUCCAGCCCACUCAAAACCCUUUGGCAGGAUUUCUGAGUAGUAUCAGACCAGGCGUCAGCUUGGAAACCUCCCUCGUCCAACCCCCUAAAGCUGGCAAAACCUCUGGGACUACAACCUUUCGUCGCAUCGCCCCCAAAGUACCACCCGGAUCAGAAACCAGCAACGAUACUUCCUCUGGAUCAGCUGGGGACCCUGCAGAUCGGCCAACUCUUACAAGAGCGUCAGAGGACGUGCUGUCCAAGUGCAAGAAAGCAGCUGCUGAGGACCACGUCUUGCUGGUGGAAGGGGAGAAGAAAUAUGCCUGCAAGAUCUGCUGCAAGACCUUUAUGAACUUGACUGACUGUAAGAAGCACAUUCGCGUACACACUGGGGAAAAACCCUAUCCCUGUCCAAAAUGUGGCAAACGCUUCAGCCAGUCCUCCCACCUCUAUAAGCACUCAAAGAACACCUGCAUAAACUGGAAAGAUGCUCAGUGUUUUCCAGACUCACUGCUUUAACAUGGACUAGGAAAAAGACAUUUUGACAUAGAAAACGUACUCUGGAAACUUAUUGUUUUUUUCUGUUCUUAAACAUUUUGUGAUUUAUUGUUUUAAUUCCAUUGAGUUAAAGCAAUAACGUGUAGCCACUCUGAUGUCAAAACACUUAUAUUUUAAACUGUAAUUUGAAUUAUACCAUGAGUUUUGUGUAAAAUUAAUAUGAAAAAUAAGAGAAUAAAUGUUACAUUUGAUAGUC